CUCUAAGCUAUACAUAGGUGGGUUUUAUUUUUCCGAAGAGAAAGGAUCAUGGGGCCGCCUUCAGAAAAAGUCGACAAGGAUGUUUCCUGGCCAGACGAUUCGCAUCCUGCGGCCGCUGUACUUCCUGUGUUACCGCAUCAGCCUAGGGCUACACCACCAGUGCAGAAGGAUGUCCAAGUGGCAGGGUUCAGGGGGCUGGCACCAGGACAGCAGCUCCCACAGCUCAGAGCAUCCCAGGCGCGUGCUCCUCCACAAAUAAAAGGCCAGCCACAGGACGUCCUUGUGGAGCAUCCACGUGACGUCCCCCCAAAGCAUCCUACUGAUGGCCAGGAGGUAUUUGAGGGACGUCUCCUCCAAAAAUUGUACAUCCAGAAGAACAUUCCAUGUGGUGUCUCUGAGCCGCCACCAACACAGCAUUUAGGCAUUUUUCUUGCAACAUCAGGAUGUCAUUGA
This is a messenger RNA of Puccinia graminis f. sp. tritici CRL 75-36-700-3, 453 nucleotides long. RefSeq lists its product as uncharacterized. Bases 49 to 453 code for a protein of 134 amino acids. The record is from RefSeq and is a predicted model, not a curated record. The transcript has a single exon. Lineage: Eukaryota; Fungi; Basidiomycota; Pucciniomycetes; Pucciniales; Pucciniaceae.